Messenger RNA from Tachyglossus aculeatus (Australian echidna), 1828 nucleotides. It is a transcript of the gene ATG4D, whose product is annotated as autophagy related 4D cysteine peptidase. Bases 134 to 1645 code for a protein of 503 amino acids. Lineage: Eukaryota; Metazoa; Chordata; Mammalia; Monotremata; Tachyglossidae. The transcript has 9 exons. The record is from RefSeq and is a predicted model, not a curated record. Gene Ontology annotation, molecular function: protein-phosphatidylethanolamide deconjugating activity.
GUGAAUUGACAGCCCCGGUCCCCGCGCUCAGGUAAGGGAUCAGCAAAGCGGGGAGGGGGGCUUGGAUCGCCCCCACCCCCCGUUCCCGGCCCCCGGAAGAGCCCGGCCCGGCCCCUCCGCGCCCGGCGGCCCCAUGAACCCGGUGUCGCCUGCCGCGGGCCAGUACCGGAGCGGAAGCCCCAACGGCCGAAAGCCGCCCGGCCCCAGGAACCGCGCCGGCCCGAGCGGGAGGUCGGAGGGAACGGGCCCCCCUGACAGGGAUGCCGAUGAGGUGGACCGCUUGAAGAGCCGCUUCCUCUCCGCCUGGAACAACGUGAAAUAUGGCUGGACGGUCAAGACCCGGCCUAGUUUCAGCAAACUGUCCACCAUUUACCUCUGUGGUCGCCACUACCGCUUUGAAGGUGAAGGUGAUGUCGAGUCCUUCCAGAGGGACUUCGUGUCCCGCCUGUGGCUCACCUACCGCCGGGACUUCCCUCCGCUGGAGGGUAGCGCCUGGACCUCCGACUGCGGCUGGGGUUGCAUGCUGCGAAGCGGCCAGAUGCUGCUUGCCCAGGGACUCAUCGUGCAUCUGCUGUCCAGAGACUGGAUUUGGGCCGAAGCUGGGCCGGCUCCUAAGCUGGGCGAGCACCGACUCCUCAAAGGUGACCCCGGAGGGCCCAGCCGGUCCCUGGCCCCGCCACCCCUCCAGGAGCAAGAGCGGCAGCAUCGGCGCAUCGUGUCAUGGUUUGCCGACCGCCCCCAGGCCCCCUUCAGCCUGCACCGGCUGGUGAGGCUGGGCCAGGGCUCAGGCAAGAGGGCGGGAGAUUGGUAUGGCCCAUCCCUCACUGCCCACUUGCUCAGGAAAGCUGUGGAGGGCAGCUCAGAGGUGAGCGGCAUGGUGGUGUACGUAGCUCAGGACUGCACGGGUAAGGAGGUGGUUUUGGCUCCUUCUCCCAAGCCCCUGGGGUCCAAGAUGGGUUCUGCGGGGCAUCGCUUCCAGCAGCGGAGGGGAAUAGCCCAAGCUGUUCACUUGACUCCUCCCUUCCGUACCAACUCCCCCUCUUCCCCCCCGCCCAAUUCAGUCUACAAGGCCGACGUGGCCAGGCUGGCCGGUCAGCCAGGGGACCCUGAGGCUGAAUGGAAAUCCAUCAUCAUCCUGGUGCCAGUGCGUCUGGGCGGUGAGACCCUGAACCCUGCCUACAUGCCGUGCAUUAAGGAGCUGCUGCGGAUGGAGCCGUGCCUGGGGAUCAUCGGUGGGAAGCCCAAGCAUUCCCUCUACUUCAUCGGCUACCAAGACGAUUUUCUCCUCUAUCUGGAUCCCCACUACUGCCAGCCAUGUGUGGACACCAUGAAAGACAGCUUCUCUUUGGAGUCAUUCCACUGCACAGCCCCCCGCAAGCUGCCUUUUGCCAAGAUGGACCCCAGCUGCACCGUUGGUUUCUAUGCGGGCACCAGGAAGGAUUUUGAGUCACUGUGUUCCCAGCUGCUACAGGCACUGAACUCCACAGCUACCCGUUACCCCAUGUUCACCGUGGCUGAGGGCCAUGGCCAGGAUGACCACUGCUCCCCGCUGACUCAACGGACAGUCCGGGCCACCUCCCAGCCUCGGGCUGGAUGGCUGGGUAGGGCUAAGCACUCCAGCCCUGAAGACUUUGUGUUUUUAUAGGGACACUCCCCACCCUGCCCCAUCCCCCCUCAAAGGGGGUGCACACAGAACUAUUUAUUUUAUUUAUGGUUAAGGAAGCAGGGUUGCAGGGCCUUUAACCCUAAAAGGGUGGGGUCAAAAGCAAUAAACUCAGGAUCAGUCCGGAGGGAAUGGGACUCUUCAGACGAGCCCCCUCCGCCCCCC